AUGUCGGUGUGGUCGCUGACGGUGAUGGUGACAGUGGCAGCGGCAGCAGUUCUGAGGCUGUGGCCGCUGGCCAGAGCUCAAGCUCUGUGCCGUGUUCGCACAGUGAGGACAGGAAAAGUGUUUAAUGUUAUCCAGCAAGUUGAAGGGGAAGUUCUGCAAUUCUCUUCUACAACAGUCUUGAUUAGACAUCCUUGUGAGAAAAAUAUAGCAGUGUAUCUAGGGAAACAGAUUUUUUUCACCAGAGAUAACUUUGAGAGUAGCCUCCUCCCAUUCACCAUACCCGAGUGGACAAUGGGGGCUGCGCCCAGCGUCACCUCGGCACACUUCUCAGGAGGAGCUUUGCUGCUGGUGGCAAAUGGAAAGGUCUUCGUGUAUAACUACGAGGAUUACAAGUGGUUUCAGUCCCAAGGGCCACAGGAGAAUUGUCCAGCCUCGGAUGCACAGACAGACCUGGAGAGCACUCACUGGGGAGCGGCCCGAGCUGGGGCUUCUGUACGCGUGCUAGGAGCAGGGGAGCUCUGCCCCAAUCUUGACAGGGCCCUGGAAGUGUUCUCCACGCUAAGAAUAAGCCACCCCGUCUCACAUCUCAGUGGCGAUAACUGCUGCUUUGCUAAAAAUGCCUUGUGUGCGGACAUAGGCAACAACAUCUUUGCCUACAUGCGAGGAGAGAAGCUGGCCGAAACUCACAUCUAUUUCUCCAAUAAUGGCGGCUAUAGCUUUGACUUGUUCACCAUCAACAACAAGGCUGCAAAACUUGGAACGUUAGGGGGAGUCUUUUACUUUCACCCCUUGUCACAGAUCGGCAUUCUUGUUGUUUACAGAAAUGUGGCUGCGUUCCACUACCUGGACCACCCACUCAACCGCAGUGUGGGCAUGACCUUCCGGUACAAGAGCCCCAUGGAUGUCCUCCUCACCCCGGGCCUGAGGGGCUUCCUGAUCCUCUGGAGCAAGGACAACCUGCUGAUGUCCCCCAACUCAGGUCAGCUUGUAAACACCAUCCAGCUGCAAGAAGGAGAGGAGGUCGUGUUUCCUUCCAUCUUCAAGACCAACAUCACCAUCCACAACAUGGCUGCCAAUGAAAACGAACUGGCAGUGUUAACCCAGGAGAGUAAUUUGUUCUAUGGGAAUCUGGGGUUCCUGUCUACUUCUGUAAUCAAAUUCGUAGACCAGCCUGUGUGGUCCCCAGAGGCAGCCUUGACCUUCCAGAGCUCAGGGAUGCUGGAAAUCCUGACCCCGAUUCCAGACUCGGAGUCCCCAGCUUUCGAUUUCCAGAAGUGCUCCUUGAACAUUCAGGCCAUUCUCAUGGACCCCAACCUCCAAAUUGGGAAGUGCAAGGUAGAGCUGCUGGAGGGCAAAUUUGACGAGGACCUGUACAUCAUCGACAUGAAAAGCAGCCUGCUCCUGUCAGCCGACUUCAUUCCCCGGCCUGGCUCAUCCCCCAUUCCACUAGUGAUGGUGAGCAACCCCCACUCUCUGGGGCUGCACGCAACCAUAACCGAGGUCGGGAACACUCUGGAUGGGCACACCAAGUACAAGCUGGACAUUGAACUGGAGCAGCAGCAGCACUCGGGCAAGACGGACCCCAGGUUUACCUCCAGCAUCAAGCGGCCCACCCUAUCUACCUUAACCGUGGACAUGGCCAACAAGGACAUUUCCUGUGUGGACAUGAAGCCACUGUCGACGCUCAUCUCCAUAGGCUGUGAUCUGAGGAAAAAGAUCGUGGUGCAGAACAAAGUCUCUGCCUGCUCCAAGGGCAUCCUAGACGCAGUAGAACUGCAGAGGAACUACACCUACGUGAUCGAAAAGGAGUCCUAUGACCCCAACUUCCUGGGUCACAAGGCCACCAACGACCUGUUCGUGACCUACCCGUACAAGGAGCUAGGCUGCCCCCGUCUCGUCUACUUCAAUGCCCCGUGGAAGCCCGUGGUGGAACUGUGGCAGGGGGAGCAGCUACAGGAGGAGGUGAAGGCGGAGUAUGUGCUGCUGGAGGUGAACGGGCUCUUCACCUAUUCCUACUCACUGACGGCGGGCACCGCGCUCUGCCGCGCGCAGCCACAGAACUGGACCACCGUCAAGCAGGGCUCCACCAGCUGGAACCGAGAGAACUAUGUCAGCUGCUGGGAGCCCAAUGAGGACGCCCCUCUGCUGUGGCCUGACGUGCCCUAUCAGAUCCUGGGCGGCCCCACCGAGAACGAGAUCAUUUUCGACCAACGCAAUGGCAUCUACAUCUUCUACCUGUCCAUCGUGGACCCCUACUACAGCUACUGCCAUCUGGACACCACGUUCAGCAUCUAUGUGUAUGGUGCCUACCCGCUGCCAACGGUGCUGCCCGAGCUCACCAUCUUCCUGCUGGUGAGCAGCACGCUGCUUGUGCUCUGGCUGGCCUAUGCCAUCCCCAAGUUGCUGCACACAGAGACCGGCCUCCAGUUCCUAAGCUUCUGGAGGUGGCUGGGCGCCCUGUGUGUGUCACUCUGCACCUGCUCCUGGUUGGGGCACUUGCUGCGCAGGGUGUGGGGCAAGCAGACCUCUGGGCAAGCAAGCAGCCAGCCUGAACCCCCAGAACUUGGCCAGGACCCUGACUCAAAAUAA
Messenger RNA from Perognathus longimembris pacificus (Pacific pocket mouse), 2589 nucleotides. RefSeq names its product cation channel sperm associated auxiliary subunit delta (gene Catsperd). NCBI's taxonomy places the organism in Eukaryota, Metazoa, Chordata, Mammalia, Rodentia, Heteromyidae. The transcript is spliced from 23 exons. Gene Ontology annotation, biological process: sperm capacitation; flagellated sperm motility. Gene Ontology annotation, cellular component: sperm principal piece; CatSper complex. The record is from RefSeq and is a predicted model, not a curated record. Bases 1 to 2589 code for a protein of 862 amino acids.